Messenger RNA from Solanum dulcamara, 1144 nucleotides. RefSeq lists its product as uncharacterized. The transcript is spliced from 5 exons. Bases 1 to 1044 code for a protein of 347 amino acids. The record is from RefSeq and is a predicted model, not a curated record. NCBI's taxonomy places the organism in Eukaryota, Viridiplantae, Streptophyta, Magnoliopsida, Solanales, Solanaceae.
AUGACAAAAUUUGCAAACUUAUUGUCAGGAUGUCCUACAUUGAAGCUGAAACGUCAUUGGAAAUUAGGUCUUCAAUUUUAUCGUCGUAUUUUGGAAAUACUUGCCCCAUAUCUUCAGCAUUUGGAAAUUUCAGGAGGUCUUUACGAUCUCAGGUGUAUACUUUUUGAUGUGUCCUCCGUGGUUACUGCUAAGCUUACUUUCAACAUUCAGUGUAUCAAAGACAUCCUGGAUGAUCAUGGUCAGGAAUUUGAUCCUCAUGAAGACAGUUGUUACUAUCAUCAUUUCUUUAGUAUCCUUGUCUACAAUUAUCUUCUAGCGUUCCGUUAUGCAAAUGAGUUAACAAUUGGAACUUUGUUCACAGAGAUGUUGCGUAUUUCUUUUGUCAUAUCGGCAAAAGAUAUAUCUGAAAACCAUGAUUCUUUCUUGCCGUGGAGUAUUUCCAUUUUGUUGUUAUUGCUUUCUCCAUUCUUUAUAUUACUAGUUUCAUUGGGGUUAUUGCACCAGGUUCUGUGCAUGUUGCAGUUCCAAGGGACUCCGCUUCCAGAAUUGAAAUGCAAAUAUCUGACGCUAGAGUUGCAUGAGAAGAAGUUUAAUUUGUAUGGAGUAGCUGUCCUUCUGCGAGCAUCACCUCAUGUGGAGACACACAACAUAGAUAUAUCAAUUGAGGCACUCAACAAAGAUGUAUCAACAGAGCAACUUGAAGAUUCCCACUGCCACUUUGAGUUAACAUAUUUGGCCAAAGGAGAUGAUAGUGAUUUGCAAAGUUGGUUUUCAAGCUUUGCGUUUCCCAACCUCAAGAAUGUUAAGAUUGUUAACUCCUCUGGAGUGUGCUUUAAGGACCAUUUCAAACAGGGCCUUGACAAGCUUUUUAAACUUUCAGAAUUUCUGCUAAAGAAUGCAACAGUUUUGGAGAAGUUCGUGAUAUCAAAGAGAAUAAAGUGUGAGAUAUGUUCAAUGAACUGUGUGUCCACAUGUUUAUCUCAAUUGGCUGAGAAAUUGUUAGGUUGCCCAAGAUCCUCCACGAAUUGUGCGGUUAUCUACUAGGAGUGAGCUUUCCAUGACUAGACUGCAAGUAGUUUUCUAUGUUUAGGAUACAAGAGAUGUUACCUUGUAUUGAGUUUUUGAUAAAGUGUUCAUGCAAUUA